Paramisgurnus dabryanus is the source of this 694-nucleotide messenger RNA. RefSeq names its product mitochondrial ribosomal protein S28 (gene mrps28). The record is from RefSeq and is a predicted model, not a curated record. NCBI's taxonomy places the organism in Eukaryota, Metazoa, Chordata, Actinopteri, Cypriniformes, Cobitidae. Gene Ontology annotation, cellular component: mitochondrial small ribosomal subunit.
CGUUCCCAGAAUGCUCUGCUCUCCGUGACGUUUCAACAUGGCGGCGCUCUGUAAGGUGGUGUACAACGUGAGAGUCAGAUCGACUUUACUGCCAAAACCUUGCGUUUUAACUACACUCAAAUCACUAUGUAGCUCCAACGUGAGUGGAACUUCUGGAGAAGAUACAGGCACGGAUGAUAAAUCAGAGAGGGUAAAGGGCGGGUUUGCAACAGCGUACGAUCAGCAUUCAGACCUCCAGCAGAAGGGCGAUCGGGACGCAGCAGUGCGAUCGGUGAGAUCCAAGGAUGAAACUUCGUUUAUAUCGCUCUUAAGACAUUCAGCGCUCAUCCAAAUGGGCCCAGCCAAAGACAAGAUCGUCACUGGGAAAAUCUUUCACAUCGUCAAUGACGAUUUGUAUAUAGAUUUUGGUGGGAAGUUCCACUGUGUGUGUAAGAGGCCCUCUGUGGACGGGCAGAGGUACCAGAGAGGCAGCAGGGUGAGGUUGAGGUUGGAGGAUCUGGAGUUGACCUCACGGUUCCUGGGAGCGACCACGGACACGACGUUGCUGGAGGCGGACGCUACUUUACUCGGACUGUUGGAGAGCAGAGAUGCCAAGGCGAAGGAGUAGUUGUCAUGGAGACCACUGAGGUUGAACUGUGUGUGGAUGGACUUUUGAUUGCGUUGUGUAAGAUAUUAAAUGAAUAAUUUCACCUUU